CCUAGCCCCAGAAGAUGGACGAGGUUGAAGAUUAUCAAUGUAGUGAUCAUGCUACUGUAGCGUAGCGUUCUUGAAUGGCUCAUCAUCAUAAGGCAAUGCCAUCACAGACCUAAGGUGCCUAAAUUUUGGGGGCACUUUAGGGUAGCAUCCAGCAAUUGACUCCCGUCCCGGCAGGCAGGCAGUUGAUGUCCGCCCGUUCCAUCCUACCUUCCUUCCUCUCCUCUCCAUCUUUCAACUGCAACUGCGUUCCUGACCAACUUGGGUAGCUGCAUCUUCCCCGCCACACUACGGAAGUCUGCAUCCACCCUCUGACCCUCGUCAUCCCAAGAUGGAACUGUUUCUUCUUGUUCAAGCUUAACCUCCAAAUCUCGACCGUCAGGCAUCUUCACGAUACCGCCCAAAAGCCCGACCGACAGAGCCCAGCAAUCACUCGCCAGGACACAGCUUAGCCACUAAGAAGGACACACCCGCACCCCCCGAUGUUUUGAGGAGACCAUAGCGGCAGUCACGUUCAUUAUCACUUGAUCAAGACUCUGAGCUAGUCUACAUAGCUGGUAGUUUAACCACCACUAGCACCUGUGAUGAGGAUACACAACCAACAAACAAGACAUCGAAUGGAUCUAGCCCAAACUCUCGAUGACAAGAAAUUCGAAGCUAGCUGAAACAACGAUAAGGAUUGUCUCUAAUGGCAAAUGACAGUCCAGCAUCUGAGUGGCUUUCACAGAUGCACCUCAAGGAACCUGAUUUUACCUGAGCGAGCCUACAUUUCUCAUGUCUCAGAACGCCAUCAAGAAGCAGGGGUCCUAAUAGGCAAAUUAUUUCAUUCAUGGAUUUCUUGGGCCAUUUUUGCAUUCUUCGAGCUCUCAGCCGGAGGUGAAACUCCUUCAAGCAAUGCUCGAUACAAAUCUCCCACCCGGUAAUCUGAGCAGAGUCUACUGCCAAAACGCAUUCGCGCUUCUGUUGUCAGGUUAUCUGUGCAGAGAUCGCGAGACCUUGGAUUGAUCUUGGCAUGCUCAAUUUCAACUAUGGAACCACUUGUUGCUAAUUUCUGGUCUUUAUGCCAUACUGAGAUGGCCCCAUUAAGUUCCCCAGCUUCAAAUUUCGUUAAUUGGGUAGUUUUCCCCGCAAGAAGGAAACGCAAACCGCUUCAUAGAACAAAGACAGGGUCUUCAUUGCAUUCAGGUUGAGGGGGUUUUGUGGCUCCGACCUUUAGAAACCACCUCACAACCACCAGAGCGUCUCAACACCGGGCCGGCUCGGACGAUGAGCGGAGCACCGAGCGGGCCCGUCCUUUGGGGAAGUCGCUGGGUAAUGGAGCACCGUCAGGGGCUGGUGGCCAGCUUGACAGGGGAGGCGAAGCAGGGAUAGCCUACGUAGACGACCUCUAUUAUCGAUUUUCGAUAUCAUCGUCACCCUGAAGGGACCAAGAAACUGUCAGCGCGGCGCCUUACCUCUUGUCCCCUCAACAACGCCGCAGUUGCACAACGAUGGCUGGCUCCGCGCCUCGUGGUUGGGUCGUUCAAGAAGCCCAAAACCUUAUUGGGAGGCUUUCUGCUUAGUGGCCUGACUGCCGUUCUUCCUUUUACACUGCUUGUCGGCGCUGGUCGGGAUGUUGCUGCGUUGGUCGCAUGUCACAACCCUGGGAGACAAUAGGUACUGCAGUCUGCAGGCGCCUGCUUCGGUCUCGAUUCAGUUGGACUACCCGUUGCAUUAGUAGACCGGGGUUGGAAUUGAAAGAGGCGCAUGCAGAGAUACGACGCUGUGCUCCUACGAUCUCUGUAUAGAUCAGGCCUGGAUGACUUUGAACUCCCAAAGGCAUUGUCAUCACACUCUUUCUGGCCGAUUUCGGCCCGCCUGACAACGCCAUAAUCCACACCCAGUGCAAUUGGCAUCGAGUCAGAAUAAGCUAUGAGCUGACGAGUAUGUCUCUUCGACAUGCUUCCCGUGAAAUCAAAAACAAGAUGUUAUUGACUAUCAGAGGCUUGAUGGAAUAGCUCACAAUAGCAACUCACUCAUUAGCGCACGCGAUGGGUUGUCGAUAGUGGGGUUUCCCGCUUUGAUGAUGGCCCCAACCCGCACCAGUUAACUACGUAUCCCUGCCUGACAACCGUGCAUUUGUCGUUCCGUCCCAUUUUAAGAGCCGAGGCCACGGACCAGCUUCUGCUCACUCUCAUCGCGAUUGUUGUUAUUAACCUCAUUCGAUGUCGAGUAACGGCGCAGGGAGAAAAGAGAGCUAAGCGUGCCGCAGAUUCAUGCAAGCCGGGUCUCCAGAUACAUACUUCUUUGCUACCAUCAAACUGCAGAGAGAUCUUGAUCCACCAAUAAGGUGACAUCUGAGCGGUAAUACAUGUCUUUCCGUGGUAUUCCCUAUUCGAGACAUGCCCGCUAUGUCAUACCGUGCCCUCAAGAGAAUGCACCACAGCGCUUCGAGUUCCUGCAUCUAACGUGGCGGAUGUUAACUGAUCUGAACGUGGCCAUCGCAAAACCAGCACAGAAUCGGCAGACGAAUGAUCCCGCUCCAAGUUGACCCUGACUGCAUUGCAUGGGCACAAUGCACAACAAGCGGCAGGGGGGUGCUACGGUGAUUUCCCAGAUAUUCUACUGGGCCGGAACUCGAAUUGUGGCAUAUCAGACUAUGUAUAUCAACUCGAGUAUCAUAGAAAUGGCUGUUAUUUGUAUGGAUCGAAAAACGUCCUACGGUUCCUAGCAUGACCGACAUGCCGGACAUACUACCAGAGUCAGAUGUGAUUAUCAAGAACCAUUUUAUGUGACAGAAAAAGGAAUAUUUGAUGCCCGCUGUGUGCCGUUGAUCUUGAAGAACCUUGGUCAGCUACUCCGACCGUACCGUACCUGGAAACGUUGAUCCCGCCGUAAGCGACGGUAGAGCAGGAUGGUGUCUUCCACAAUUCCAGCGAAUGAGGCACUGCACCUGUUUCGUCAUGUUCUUGAAAGGCGUUCCGGGGCGUUACAUUGCCGAGUCAAAGAUGCCAAAAAUGGUAAGACGGGAACUUCAGCCAUGGCCUGACGAGUAAUAUUCUUGGGUAGAGUCGCUGGAGGAAGAUAAUUCGUGCUCACUGCACGUCUUGAGCGAUCAACUACAAUCUCUCACGCACCUUAGCUGCUCUCAACGGAGUACAGGGUGAUGUUCUUAUUUCCAAUUCGGGAUAUUUCGCCCUGUCAUAUCUGAUAAAGGCCAAAUUACAGUCCGUGCUAUCACAAUGCCCGUCAGCGUUGAUCAACGCCUUUCGUCAACAACGAUUGUCAUACCAGACUGCAUAUAACGCUCGUCCUACCAUCAAAUGUUGGUAAUUUCAACUUUUGCUACCCUCGCUCUCGGCAAUUGCGCACACCUUACUGCCUGACUCUAGAAAUGAUAGUCGUCAGUAAUACGCUGCAGGUCUUGGUCUACCGUCGUACAGUAUGUACAUACACACACGACGCCUUCCCCCAAAUCACCCAAUGACUCUUUUCUUGAUAUUAUAAAAAUGAUUCGUCAUAAAUUCAGGGUCAAGGCCGCAGUCGAGAGGCACACUGUAUUCUCUGGUCUAAGCCAUUUCGGCUGACUCUUCUGGCAGCUAACUCCUGACAUGCUUGUGUGCCAAGGUAGCGAACAAAGUGCACUGUGAAAGGACUUGGCCCUAAGGUAUCUCGUAGGAUUGCUCGCAGAUACCAGCCUUACCCCUGUAUACGAGCACAGACAGAUUGAUGGCUAAUGAACCUUAGUACCCCUCCCCCGGACAGAAACUUACUGACGAGAACUGCAAAUAGAUCUUCAGAUCCAGCAGAACACGGCAGCCAAAAUGAAAGAUGUACUAAUUCCCGGAGAUGGUGCUCCAUAAACCAGACGGACUGGGAAAGAAGGGAGUCUUCAUCAUCGAUGACGAAAAGAGUCAGGGAAACUGUUCCAAACUUGGGGGACUAUUUGAUGAGUUUAUUUUGACAUCUUUCAUUAAGGCCUCAAGUUUUCUUGCAGCCUGGGGACGGAGCAUGAUAGACUCGGCUAUUUUGUUGCAACUCUAGGUUCACAUAAACACUUGUCACCACUGAUCAAGACAAACAGUGGUUGGUGAUGAUGCUUAGACUGAUUCGUCAGCCUUGGUGAUCGCCCAAGCACUUCUGAGGCUGUUUGAGCCACAUUGCUAUACAAUCCUUCAUGAUAUUGGACUGCCGGACUCGCCCACACACAGCUUGAAGAUUAUGAUACGAAUUCCUCUGGCUGGUAUCUGAAUAGCAAGAUAGAACGUUACUCCUAUUUAUGGCUGAAAUGAAAUGCACGCGGAGUCGUUACGUUGUCCGGGUUUGUAGGUGCGAGUGUGAGCGAUUAUCAUCACACCAGGAACAGGGUUGUUGGAGAAAAAGCAAGCAAAACAGUUCCACUACCUACCCGAGGACUUCGCAUGGAAAUCGCCAUGGUUGAGUGAGAGAUACGGACAAGGAUCUAACACCCUUGACAUUCACUAGGCCAUGAACAUAGCAUCAUACCAUCAUCGACACGACAUGAGUCGGUGUCGAGGUUACUCCUCGGAGGCCUGGUGAUAGAGAUGGUGGGUGCAGUUUUGGUCAAAACUGGUUGUUGAGACUGUCAAACAGUCUUCUUUUGAGCAUUCACAUGUGCCUGCGCCUCUAGAUUAGAGACGGAUAGACAUCCCUGAACGCCACGGGCGGGAAUGGGCAGCUUGUCGACUGUUGAAUGAGACAAUUCCAUAGGCUAUUUGUUGGGCGAGUGAGCUUGGGGCUGGGGUAGGCUCAUGCUCAUGCACAACAUGCUCGCUUUUGCGGAUCCCAGAAGGUGAUUGAAAUGGGGACAUGGACCCAUCCAUCCAUUCAUGUGUAUUGGUGGUGUGGGGAAGCAAGGCAUGUCUUAGUCCAACGUCAAUAUGAUGUCGUCUUUGAUGAGCAAUUAUGGAGGGUCAAGGACUCACUGAUUGAUUACACACAGGCUACCGUACCCCAGAUCAACUAUCGGUUUCCCCAAGAGUUUUGGGAAUAGUCUCGUGCCUCAUGAGGGUUGCGUUGAUACGAAUCCGGAUAUCACCCAAGUCAAGUCAGGGUCGUAUUAAUUAAUGUCGACGAUACCCGUAUUUAGGUCAACAUGACCAUGGGUAAGACACCCGAAUGAACAGGGUAAGUUGAGAACCUGGAAGCAAGUCGAAAACACGGAUAUCUGCUAUUACAAUAGCCUGCCUUAUCUGCGGUACACGACUUACAUCAGAUCAGCCCUGGGUCAAAGUCUGGGUCCCGAGUCCCAGGAGAGUGGAAGCCACUCAGCUUUCAUCACAGUUUUGCGCCCGUACGAGAUAGACUCUAUCUGACAAUAAUCACAGCCUUAACUCCUGACACCGCCUUUCUGGUGAGGACACUAAAACGGAACAACCUAAGCGCUGGGGACGAAUUCGAUAGAGUCGCAAUUACCACGCGAGAUCAUCAAUGCAUGUCUCGGAGCCCAUGUCAUUAGACCGUGAGUGGAUUGGUACACUCCAUCUCAAGAUCUCAAGAGACUCCCGAAGGGGUUGCAACAAGAAUCCGGACAUUUUUGUAGAGCAAGGCUAAUACACAGAAUAAUCUCAAAAGGAUAUCGCCUUAGAAUUGCACAAUUUCACGACAAGGACCAACGCUUUUGCCACGUCUCCUCAGCUCUUUUUGUCCAAAAACUGUUCACGCCUCGUGGAAGUCCAAAGAGAGCUGAAUACCGGAGAUUUCGUGAACCCUGUGCCUCCUUUUGCUGGCUGUUUCGUAAGGCUGUCGAUCUUUGUUUCGAAAAACCUGAUAUCAAGCAAGCUGAUGCUCAAGACUGCAACCCCGUACAUCUUUCGGGGUCUUGCCCCCUUUCCUUCGCUUCGUACGCGGCAGCCACGGCAGUCCGUGAACUGCUUUCAAAUACCUUUGCCAAGUGUCUCACAAUCCUCACCGCAGAAAGCAGCUGCUUUAUCAGCAGCCGCACAAUGAUCUUUGUCAAAACGACCCAGCCAGUCAUAUCAUGAGAUCUAGACAGUGCGCCGGAUUUGGAAGCAAGGCAGGAUCAAGACUGUCACUUAUCAAGCAGCGGGAGGCUGAAGGAGGUGGUGCUGAGCACAGACUGCACUAUCGAGAGGCUGCGCAUGUUGGGAAUUUUCGAUGCGUGAUGGAUGGACUGGACCCUAGGUCGGCUGACAAGCCAUGUGAUGCUCUUAGCUGCCCCCAAGCUGCCCACUGGUUGGACACCGGAAUCUGUUUCUCGCUUCCAACAAUAUUGGUUCCAGGUAUGGCCCAGACUGUGAAGCGGCGAAUAAAGUGCAACGCGUACAUUUUGAUUGAACGCGACGCGUGCGAGGCUCAGCCAGCCUUGCUCUCUUGUGCUCCGAAAGGCAGUCACCGGGUCUCUUCGGAUUCGCCUUCGCGUUCUGAGUGAGACAUGACAUGAGAACCGGGCAAAAUAAUGGAAUGCUCGGAGUAUGAAGUGGUGUAUGAAAGAGACGGACAGCACGGAAGAGAUUGCUCGUGUUGACCUCUCUGACAUUGCGUGUAUCAAUCAUGUUGCAGCCUAUUCAGACAACGGCGGCAUUAUUGUUAGGGUUUCGUGAAGUCGACUCCCAAGAUGUCGUCCAUCCAUGGCCCGACCUUUGCCGCAUCGCCAUCGGCCAUGCCGGCUUGGGAAAGCUGUGCGCCCCAGCUGGAGACGUUGUAUAUGGAUGAUGAUAUGAGUGCUGACAGACCAUCUUCUGAGGUGGGAGAUGAUGGGCCUUCGGCUGUGAAUUUGUCCACGACGCCGUGUCUAGCCUCGAAACGAAGCUUGGUCUAUGUCCCUGUUAGUUGCUUUGUCAUAUGCCUCUGCCAAGCGGUGUGUCGCUCACGUCAAAGUCCAUUUGAGGACGCUCUCGGGGGUCUUCCUCGUAAGGGAAAGUUGAGAAGGUGAAUUUGGGUGUCUGGCCAUAGAUCCAGUCCCGCGACUGUAGUUCCUCGUACCCUUUGCUGAUGCUAUCCAUCUCAAGUACCUUGUCACUGAUGACCUCCCUGACGUCGAAGUCGCCGUACAUGCUUGCAAACUGUUCCACAACGGCAGCCUCGAAAGCAGCGUUCUCGAUGCCGACGUUGCGGACAGGGCUGCGGACACUGUCGACGCCACGAGUCUUGAUAUACGGCUCAGCUGGCGAACGCAACAUGCCUGAGAUGUUGGCCAGGUUUGGGCUGCGCAGAAGACAUGUUCCGUGGUGGAGAGAUCGAAGACGAGUGAGUUUAUACGCGGACCCUGAGAUCUUGUAGGUGCCGAUUGGGUCAUCAGGGAUAUCUAUAACGAUGUCAUGUCGCUCAUUGACACGCGUAUUUGGCUUUCCAAGAGAGGAGAGAGCUCUCACGACCAUCUCGGCGUGCUUGUUCCGGUCGAAGACUGUAGGAGGGCAAAUGACGCUAAAGUUGACAUUUCCUUCAUCAUGAAAAACAGCGCCUCCCCCUGAACGACGACGGACAAGCUGCACCGGCUCACCAGUCCAACCUACGCUUGCAGGAUCAUUACGGAACUGAGCCAGUCUUCGAAGAUUCACUUCCAUCCACGGAUUUUGGUUUCGACCAAAGACGAUACAAGGAUCAUUGGUGUAGAGGAAGAGUAUGGUUGACUCCGGGGGCGUCUUCUGGAGAAGAUGGUGCUCAACAGAGAGGUUCAGGAAGGGAUCACGAGAAGUUGAAGUGUAAACUUGGAUCUUAUUGGAUAAAUGAGAAGCUGCAUCGGUGAAUUGGCGUCUUGAUAUGGCUGAUAAUGAGGGGAAAUGUCGAGAUAUGCUUCGAGGCGUUGAGCCCAAAAACGAGCAAUUGGGCCGCAUCAUGAUGACAAGAGUCAAUAUCGGAAUAGAAUUUGACGAUUAAUAAGUAAGAGUCAAAGAUAGACAAUGAAAUUGGACCGGAAAUACGGUAUUAUCCAAGGCAAUGGGUGAGAUUCGUCGUUGAAGCUACUGCAUC
Fusarium verticillioides 7600 is the source of this 7929-nucleotide messenger RNA. RefSeq lists its product as hypothetical. Lineage: Eukaryota; Fungi; Ascomycota; Sordariomycetes; Hypocreales; Nectriaceae. The coding region runs from base 5978 to 6388 and encodes 136 amino acids. The record is from RefSeq and is a predicted model, not a curated record. The transcript is spliced from 2 exons.